AUGUUAGGCCUGGUGGAGACUAAAAGACAGGUAGUGACUAAAUAUGAUAUACCAAAAAUUUGGGGAAAUAGUUGUGCAGGAUGGGACUUUGUUGAAUCUAAUGGUACUUUUGGUGGAUUGCUGUUAAUAUGGGAUGAUGACUUCUUUAAAAUAAGAAAUAGCCAGAAAGGGGAGAGGUGGUUGUGUGUUGAAGGGGAGUUAGUGAAAUAUAAUUUUUAUUGUGCUUUUAUUUUGGUAUAUGGUGCGCAUGCUAGAGAUGAGAAGCUUGUUGUUUGGGAAGAGCUGAGUUACAUUGUGGGGUUAUGCCAGGUUCCCUGUUGCUUCAUGGGAGACUUUAAUGAGAUUUUACAGGUGGAAGAAAGACGGGGCACUGAUAGCUUACCCUUAUCAGCUGAAGACUUCAAGAAUUGGAUACAUGACAUGGGUGUGGUGGACUUGCCGAUUACUGACCGCAAGUUUACAUGGUUUAGAGGUCGAUCAUGCAGCCGUAUUGACAGGGUUCUGGUUAGCUUGGAAUGGCUGGAAAAGUUUCCAGACACUCGGCUACAUGGUGGUCCUAGGGGCUUGUCUGACCAUUGUCCAAUUAUAGCGGAAGGUAGGAGGCAGAGAGAUGGGCCGAGGCCAUUCAGAAGCCUUGAUUCGUGGUUUACACAUGAAGAUUUUCUGAGAAUGGUUAAGGAGGAAUGGAGAGGCCUAGGUGAGGCACAAUUUACAGAUAAACUGAAGGAUAUGACAGGUCCUCUGGGAAGAUGGUAUAAAGAUAAAUUUGGGGAUUUGGACAGAAAAAUCAUGAAAUUUGAGGAAGAGAUCAAGAAGAUUGAUGACGCGGUGGGUGACGGUGUUCAUGAUGGAACAGUAGAGGCAAGAAGAAAGGCACUUGUGACUUGUUGUGAGAAAUGGUAUGUAAGGAAGGAGUUACAUUGGAAGCAGAUGUCGCGUUCUAGACAUGUGAAGGACAUUGAUAAGAACACGAGGUACUUCCACAACUUGGCCUCUGCGAGAAGGAGAAACAACAGGAUUGAUGCGCUACUCAUAAAUGGAAGGCUGAUAAGGAGUCAAGCAAGGAUCAAGAUUGAGAUUAGAGACUUUUAG
Molecule: messenger RNA, 1092 nt
Organism: Arachis ipaensis
Lineage: Eukaryota; Viridiplantae; Streptophyta; Magnoliopsida; Fabales; Fabaceae
Source: RefSeq, a predicted model, not a curated record